CACAAUCAGACACAUCAAGAUCUUAUCAGAUACAAUUUUAUUCUCAAUCAGUUCAGACAACAUAAAAUAUCAUUUUUUUUUUUACUUUAUACAUUUUUUGAAAUAAUUUAAUUACCUAAUUUAGUGACAAUAAUUUGGAUUAUAAAAAUUUAAAAAGUGUCAGUGAAAAUAACAUUUAAAACAAUGAAAAUUUUUAAAUUAAAGUAAUUUCAUGAACUGUAAUUACAAUAUGGCGAAUGGAGUUGGAUCUGGAUCGGGAUCAUUGACGAGAGAAGAAAGACGACGACGACGUAGAGCAACACAAAAAUAUCGAACUGCACAUGCAACCAGGGAAAGAGUAAGAGUAGAAGCAUUUAAUCUUGCAUUUGCUGAACUUCGAAAACUUCUUCCGACACUACCACCAGACAAGAAAUUAUCUAAAAUUGAAAUAUUACGACUUGCAAUAUGCUACAUAGCUUAUUUGAAUCAUGUAUUAGAUGCAUAAUAUUUGUAAAUAUUUAUUUAAUAAUAUAAAUUCUGUAUAUAUAUUAUUUUUAAAUUCAAAGGGUUGUUUAUUGUCAAAUUUAUUUUUCAGUAGU
Messenger RNA from Aphidius gifuensis, 578 nucleotides. RefSeq names its product helix-loop-helix protein 1-like. Gene Ontology annotation, biological process: regulation of transcription by RNA polymerase II. Lineage: Eukaryota; Metazoa; Arthropoda; Insecta; Hymenoptera; Braconidae. The transcript is spliced from 3 exons. The coding region runs from base 212 to 484 and encodes 90 amino acids. The record is from RefSeq and is a predicted model, not a curated record. Gene Ontology annotation, molecular function: DNA-binding transcription factor activity, RNA polymerase II-specific; RNA polymerase II cis-regulatory region sequence-specific DNA binding; protein dimerization activity.